ACCACGGAAGAUGACUGAAUUCCAGGUUGUAAUGCGGAUACGCUGAGGACCGCACUUAUCCCUGUCUUUCUUUUUUGUUUUUACCGAUUAAUUUCGAAAGUUAACUUGUUUAUUUGAAGGUUAAUUGUGUGUCGGGUGAAGACAUGGCUUCAGGACGUGGACCUACAGCGGAAACAGGAAGCCGGCUGGUUUCAGUGCCGCUGCUUUUCUCUGCUCUGUUUUUAUCAUCUGUAUGUAGCCUUGAGAUUGAUCCUCUGCUGUAUGAGGAGCAGCUGCUGUGGGUGAGUGGAACCCAGGGAGAGGUGAACACCUACAGGAUCCCACUGCUCACCUUCACUCCACAGGGAAGCCUUCUGGCUUUUGCAGAAGGCAGAAAGAUGUCAGCCAGUGAUGUGGGAGCGAAGUUCAUUGCAAUGCGGCGUUCCACAGACAAAGGAAGCACCUGGUCCCCGACUACCUUCAUCAUAGACGAUGGAUUAAAGCCUGACGGCCUGAAUCUUGGUGCUGUGGUGGUGGAUGAGGAGGUGGGAUCAGUGAUCCUAGUCUACACCAUCUGCUUCCACAAGUACCAGUGCAGGCCAUCCAGUACCAUGAUGGUGGAGAGCAGGGACGAUGGCCUGAGCUGGAGCCCGCCUAAAAACCUUUCAGUCCAGCUCGGAGUGAAGAGCUUUGCACCUGGACCAGGCUUUGGCAUCCAGAAGCGCUACAACCCAGCAAAGGGGAGGUUGGUGGUGUGUGGUCAUGGGACAUUAGAGGGAGACGGAGUCUUCUGCAUCCUGAGCGAUGACCAUGGACGCAACUGGUUCAACGGCGCAGCACUGAAAAGCAUUCCUUACAACCAAAAGAAGAGACCACAGGAUUUCAACCCUGAUGAGUGCCAGCCGGUUGAGAUGACAGACGGAACCAUCGUCAUCAAUGUGCGAAAUCAGAACACCUACCACUGUCGGUGUCGCAUCAUAGUGCGCAGUCUCGAUGGCGGCCUGACUCUGCCUGUAGAUGAACUGUUUUUUGACGAACACCUGGUGGACCCUGUCGUCGCAGCCGGAGCUCUGCUGAAAGACCAAGUGCUGUACUUCACCAAUCCAGCAAGUGACGCGCACAGAAUUAACCUCACCUUACGUUGGUCAUUGACUGAUGGCAAAUCUUGGGUGGAUAAAUCUGUCCAGAUAUGGGCAGGGCCAAGUGGCUACUCCUGCAUGACGUCUCUGAAUAGCGGCUCUGCAGAAGACCGAAAGUACAUAUUUGUCAUCUACGAGAAAGGUCACAAGGACUACGACGAGACUGUAUCUUUUGCGAAGAUCCACCUUUACGGCGGUCGUUAGAAUGCAACAGCAAGAGAGCCAAAAAACUGGAAGAAAAAGGAAACGGGAAGAGGUUGAGUACUCCCUCAGUUUUCUCAGGACAAAAUAAGGGACUUCGAAACUCACUUUAUGGUAUAAAAUGUAGGGUGAAUGGUCAACUGUGUGUUUCCAGCUGUCUGAAUACAGUUAUCUUUGUUUGAUUCUUUUGUUUCUUGAAUUCUCAGAUAAUUCGCUCAAGUCUCAUAUUUCCAUGUGUGGUGAUUUGUCACCAAAAACUAUGUUUUGCUAGAAGUUUGCACAGCCUUUAAUACCUCCUCCAAGGAGGUUAUGUAAUCACUUGUGGGAAUUUGUUUAAUUUUUUUUUUUUUGUCUCUUAGCAAGAUUAUGCAGUAACUGCUGUACAUUUUUCAUGAAACUUGGUGGAGGGGUUGGUCAAGGACCAACAUAUUUUUAUCCAUAUUUUUUCCCCUGCCUUUUGUUUUGAUUGUGAGACAUGAUUGGAUGAAUGAUACGACUGUGGAGGUAUGGGCUGAGUGAUUUUUUUUUUUUUUUUUUUUUUUUUUUUUUUUAAAUAAUGUCCUUAGAUAAGAUGAAAUUUGAUGUAAUGAGUGGAUAGUAUUGAAGAGCACACCUCUAUAUUAUACACUAAUUUGCAGGUAACAAUGCACAAUGGUACUGUACAUCGUAGAGUAAAUCUGACAACUUGCCAAAGCAUCCCACCAAAAUCCUUUAUAUAAAAAGGGUUCAUUGUUGAAUUUUUCAGUCGAAUAAUUAUGAAGUUAACAGACUCUGCUCUGGUAAACUUGAUCAUUUAUUCACCUUUAUGAAAUGAGGUGCUUCUUAUCGCUCAUAAUGUAAGUUCAUAUUAAAGUGGCCUAUUUUCAUCUUAAUGGGUUUUUGCUUGUAGCUUUUAUACACUAUUAAGAUGUGAGAAUCACAUGUAUUCAUUCAGAUUAAUACUGAUUAUGCCUUUGUAAAUCCAUAAAAUGUGUUGAAUAAUGUUCAUACUCUUUUGUUAUGAGAACGCACUCGAAUCUUUGGCCAUUUUCUACUGAAGAGGCUGUGCGGUAUUAGAAGAACAAUUGUCAUGAAAGAAAAAAUGAGCUGCGUGUUUGAAUGUGAAGAAUAAAAUAUGUCAAUGAUCUUCUGUAGUGUAUAGAUCUGUCACUUUCCAUUCCACAAUACUGACUUGCAUAUUUUCUUACAAAUCAAUUAUUUGUUGAAUCCUGUAUUGCCACAAAUUUACACAGGGUUUUUUUAUGCAGGUCAACACAAACUUUUAUAUAAUUAAUAAAUUAUUACAGGUGAAUUUUGUGUGUGUGCAGUACUGCUAAUGUUCAUGUUUUUAGGUAAAUGAUUCAAAACCGUCCUAUGUUUUUUUUUUCUCAUAUCAAUGAUUACAACAUAAUAAAGGGUAAUGAAUGAUAUCGAUGAUUUAUCUGUAACAUUUUUUACUCUUUUGUUUUUCACUUACUUGAAAGGCACUUUAUCUUUAAUCCUAUGAUGAAGAGUUUGACUUUUUAAUGAAUAACAGGUAUAAUGAUCACAAGGAAAUGAACAGCUGCUCAUAUUUGCCUUUGAGUAUUAGGGACGGAAAUUGUGUUUGCAAAUGGAGAAAUUUAAUGAGACGUGGAGGCACUAUAGUUGAUAUUCAAACAGGACAUAUUUAGCAAUACUUAAAAAAUAAAAUAAAACAGCAUUGCAAUAAUGAUGUGGAUAGUGGUAGAAUCUUUUGCAAUACAUUUACUCAACUACCUUGACUACAAAUUUAAGAUUAAAUAAUUUUUUUUAGUACUUAAAUUUCCUGCAAUUAAAAAAAGUACUCUACUACAUCUCAGUGUGUGCUAUUCUUCUUCUUCUCUUAAAGUUUAUGCUGUGAUAAACCUAAGGAUAGUGUCUUUUUAUGGAUGGAGCUGGAAAUUGCCUUUCUUUAAGCAAAAUAAACUUGUCACAAAGGAGAAAACCAGCCUGCUUUUCUGAACUCAUGAAAAGAUGGUGUGGUGUUGAAAUGCAUUUUCACCCACUUUGUAUUUGGAUUUUGUACAUUUUCUUUUACAAGUUGUAAUAAACAGCUGUUUUGCU
Messenger RNA from Sphaeramia orbicularis (orbiculate cardinalfish), 3383 nucleotides. RefSeq names its product neuraminidase 1 (gene neu1). Gene Ontology annotation, molecular function: exo-alpha-sialidase activity. Gene Ontology annotation, cellular component: membrane; intracellular membrane-bounded organelle; cytoplasm. The transcript is spliced from 7 exons. Gene Ontology annotation, biological process: oligosaccharide catabolic process; ganglioside catabolic process. The coding region runs from base 144 to 1322 and encodes 392 amino acids. The record is from RefSeq and is a predicted model, not a curated record. NCBI's taxonomy places the organism in Eukaryota, Metazoa, Chordata, Actinopteri, Kurtiformes, Apogonidae.